Molecule: messenger RNA, 1595 nt
Organism: Bactrocera dorsalis (oriental fruit fly)
Lineage: Eukaryota; Metazoa; Arthropoda; Insecta; Diptera; Tephritidae
Product: putative leucine-rich repeat-containing protein DDB_G0290503
Exons: 2
Coding region: 403-1284 (293 amino acids)
Source: RefSeq, a predicted model, not a curated record
CGGCUGUCUGCUUGUCGAAACAAUAGACAUCUGGCGCCGCACUGUCUGCUUGUCUACUUCAACAAUUGCUGAGUCUGGCGCCGCGGCUGUCUGCUUGCGUCUGGCGCCGUAUAGCAUUAUGUUCUGGUAAUUUCCAGACGCAAUAUUCUAGAAGGACACGUCGGCAUCAGCGAGAAGUGCGUGGCUAUAUAAGCCGUGGCAGCGCCAACGUAAUCAAUCAGUGCUAAGAGUAAACUGCUAUAGUGUAGACGAGUUGUGAAAUAAAGAGUUGUUGAAUUAAAUUAAACAGUGUUGAUUUUAUUUGUCAAUCCAGAGAUACGAACCUAACAAAGUAAACUAGCAAGCAGUAAAUUCGUAACAAUUGGUGUCAGAAGUGGGAUUGUCAAAUAAUCCAAAUUCAAGAUGGUUAAAUUCGGAGAAUUGAGAAUUCAGCAAUUAAAAAAGGAAUUGGAGGAGCGUAAUUUGCCGAUAAGCGGGCAAAAGGCGGAUCUGCAGGCACGAUUACGUGAAGCAAUGGAAGCGGAUGGAAUUAAUGUGGACGAGUUCGAAUUUGUUGGGCCAGAAACUUCUACAAAGGUAGAAGAAAAAGUAGAAGAACAACGAACAUCAUCAAGUGUGGACAUGAACAUGCUGUUAGUGGCUAUUAAGCAAAUGGCAGAGAAUGCAGUGCAAACAGAAAAUCGUCUGGCACAGCAAAUAGCUCAAAAUACAUCACAAAUAGCAGACAAUGCAGUGCAAACCGAAAAUCGUCUGGCACAGCAAAUAGCUGAAAAUACAUCACAGUUAGAGUCUCGCCUUACACAACAACAUCGUUUGGUACAACAGAUUACGGAAAAUACUACACAACUACAAAAACAAGUGCAAGAGAAAUUUUCAAAAUUUGAAGACGAGUUAAGCACUUUAAAAAAUGACGAAGAAAAUUUAAAAGCAGAAGUUCUUCAAUUAAGUAAUCGUGUGCGAGAAAUGCAACUGCAUGGCCCUGCACCAUCAAUAAAUAAUCAAAGAUUGAAGGCACCCACAUUCGAUGGAAGUAUUCCAUUUCAAAUUUUCAAACUUCAGUUUGAAAAGACAGCAAUGGCCAAUAACUGGAAUGCAGCGGACAAAGUAGCGUCCUUGUUUGUAUCAUUGAAAGGACCUGCGGCAGAAAUCCUUCAGACUAUUCCAGACUGUGAACGGGACAACUAUGAGGCAUUGAUGAGUGCGAUAGAAAGACUGGUAGAAAUGGUAGUGAGCACCGGAAACAAAUAUACCAGAUCGAACUGCAAAAUAGGGGUCAGAAGAUGAACGAGUCAUUGCAAGAGUUCGCAACUGAAAUAGAACGACUGGCUCAUUUGGCAAAUGCAGAUGCACCUGUGGAUUACAUUGAGAGGGUGAAAAUUCAAUGUUUCAUAAAUGGAAUUCGUGAUGUGGACACCAAACGCGCCACAUAUGCAUUGCCAAAAAGAACGUUUGCUGAAACGGUUUCGCACGCCCUCACACAGGAAACAGCUUCCCUACUAAGUAAACCAGCACACAAAGUACAAAGGGUUGAAAUGGAACAACCGGCGCUGAUGGAAGAAAUAUUGAAGGCUCUGAAGACAAUUGCCCGAAAUUGC